Hydractinia symbiolongicarpus is the source of this 3435-nucleotide messenger RNA. RefSeq lists its product as uncharacterized. The record is from RefSeq and is a predicted model, not a curated record. NCBI's taxonomy places the organism in Eukaryota, Metazoa, Cnidaria, Hydrozoa, Anthoathecata, Hydractiniidae. Bases 1 to 3435 code for a protein of 1144 amino acids. The transcript is spliced from 5 exons.
AUGAUAAAUUUUCCGUGUGGUGUAUGUGGAAAGUCUGUUAAUUCAAAUCAUAAGGCUAUUCAGUGUGAUAUUUGUAAAUUCUGGAUUCAUAUUAAAUGCAAUGGUCUCAAUGCUGAUGAUUAUAUAUCUCUCCAAAACUCUGAUGAACUUUGGUUCUGUUGUAAAUGUAUCAACAAAAUUCUCCCCUUUGGCUCAACAACUCCCCCCUUAGUUUAUGACAAGAGUCUUUCCUCUAUGGAAAUGAAAAGGUUUCUCUCCCAGCUCAACUCUAUUGAAAUCAACGAGGUCCCCCAUCCUGAAACCAUGGGUGGUGUCAACUGCAAAUAUUACGAUCCAAUUGAAUUCUCUGCCCUUCAAGUUAAUUCUGAUAAAUUCUCCCUUUUUCAUAUGAAUAUCGCCUCUCUGUCUAAACAUAUUGAUGAACUAAAGAUUCUGUUAGGUCAACUUGGGCAUGACUUCAGUGUUAUUGGUAUCACUGAGACCAAAUUCCAGACUAAAAUCCCACCUAUUAACUGCGAUCUAUCGGGUUAUUCCUUCACGCACACACCUACUGAAGGUGAAAAGGGUGGUGCUCUUUUGUACAUCCCUAAUCACUUGCAAUUUAUUGAACGUCCCGACCUGGAUACUCUUGCAUAUAAAAGCAAGGAGCUUGAAUCUAAAUUCAUUGAAAUUAUACGGGCCAAAGAUAGAAACAUGAUUGUUGGAUGCAUCUACAGACAUCCCUCGAUGUCUGUUGAUGAGUUCAACAAUCAUUUUUUAUUGCCUCUUCUUGAGAAAGCGUCUUCAGAUAACAAGUCUAUCUUCCUCCUUGGAGACUUUAAUAUUGACCUUCUAAAGUCUGAAACAGUCAAAGAAGUGUCCGAUUACAUCGAUAUUACUUCGCAAUUUAACUUACUCCCGCAUAUAAUUCUUCCCACAAGAGUUACUGAAGUUUCUAGCACGAUUAUUGAUAAUAUUUAUUUUAGUUCAGCCAAGUGGGACACUGUGUCUGGUAAUAUUAUAAGUUCAAUAUCUGACCAUUUCCCUCAGUUCUUAGUCUUAAAAAACUUGUCUGCAAUCAAUCCUUUGCACACCUCUGAUGAUAUAUUUGUUCAUGAUUGGAAGAAAUUUCAUCACAAUGACUUUCUCACCGAACUUCACAAUAAAAAUUGGGAUGAUAUCCUACAAUUGAAUGUAGAUGAUCCCAACUUAUCGUUUAACAAUUUUUACAAUUGUAUCAACAGUCUAUUGGUCAAUCAUGCUCCUCUAAAAAAAACAUGCAACAAAAAAAGAAAAAAAAAAUCCAAUCCUUGGAUUACUAAUGGUAUCCUUACCUCAAUAAUCAAAAGAGACCAUCUGCAUAAAUGCUUUUUAAGAGAGAAAGAUCCACUUUUAAAGUCUUCCUUGCUAGAGAGUUUUAAAAAGUACCGCAACAAAAUUGUAUCUCUAUGUAGAAUGAGUAAGAGUAAUUUCCUCAAUAAAUAUUUUAGCAAUAACCAAAAAAAUAUUGGCAAUAUUUGGAAAGGGGUUAAAAAUAUUAUUUCUGUUCGUUCUUCUGUUUCUGCUUCUCCCACCUGUAUGAACAUUAAUAACUCUGUUGUAACUGAUCCAGUGACAAUUGCUAAUUCUUUUAAUGAUUACUUUGCUUCAAUUGCAGAUAACAUCAGAAUGAAUAUCCCGUUCACUCGAAAACAUUUCUCCUCUUUUCUAAAAAAUUCUACUUCUAAUUCGAUGUUUCUUUCACCAACUGAUGAUUUAGAAGUUCUGCAUUGCAUUUCUUCCCUUGACCCUGGUAAAUCUUCUGGGCCAUUCAGUAUUCCUGCCCAUAUUUUAACUCUUGUUAAAUCUGAAUUAUCUAUACCACUUUCAAAACUUAUUAAUUUGUCUUUCACAACUGGUAUUUUACCUACAAACCUAAAAACUGCCAAGACCAUCCCUAUUUAUAAAAAAGGGUCCAAAUUAGAAUUAACAAAUUACCGACCUAUAUCCUUACUCUCAAAUAUUGAUAAAAUAUAUGAAAAAAUCAUAUACAAACGAGUGUAUGGUUUUCUCGAAGCAAACAACGCCCUCUACAAGCAUCAAUUUGGCUUUAGGAAAAAUUACUCGACUUCUCAAACACUUCUGAACAUCUCUCAAAAAAUUAUGGAUGCUCUUGAUAAAGGAAAUUAUGCAUGUGGAGUGUUCAUUGAUCUUCAAAAGGCUUUUGAUACGGUUGAUCAUGAAAUUUUGCUUAAAAAGCUUUUUCACUAUGGAAUUCGUGGUACCCCACUCUCACUAUUUAAGUCUUACUUAACAGGACGUCAACAGUUUGUAUCCAUCAAUGGAAAUAUAUCAACUAGUAAUCUUAUCAGGCAUGGUGUCCCUCAGGGCUCUGUUUUAGGACCUCUUUUAUUUUUAAUUUAUAUUAACGACCUGCAUUGUUCAAUUAAUUUUUCUUUGGUGCAUCACUUUGCUGAUGACACCAAUCUCUUAAACUUCAGUAAAUCUUUGAAACAACUGGCCAAACAAAUGAAUUUUGACCUCAAGCUUCUUUGCCAUUGGCUCAAUGCCAAUAAAAUUUCUCUUAAUGCUAGUAAGACUGAGUACAUUGUUUUUAAACAUACACGGAAACCUCUUAAUUACGAUUUUAGGCUUUUUAUCAAUGGUAAAAGGCUUAUACCUAGUAAUUGUAUUAAAUAUCUUGGUGUUCUAUUAGAUUCUGAUUUAAGCUGGAAGUCUCAGAUCAAUGAUACUGUUGCCAAGCUCAAGAGGGCCAAUGGAGCUUUAGCUAAACUUCGUCACUUUGUGCCUUUAAAUGUUCUUAUUCUAGUUUACUAUGCCAUUUUUCAUUCACACUUACUCAUGUCUUUUGAAUCUCGAAGAGCAUCAUCCAGUCACCUGUAUGGUAAUCUUGAGCUCCUCAAAUUCUCUGAUAUUGUCAAAUGUCACAAUAUUCUAUUUUUACAUAAACUAUUUCAUGAAAAAUUGCCUGCUUCUAUCCUUAAUACAUUUGCGGUUGACUUCACCCAUGCUCAAGGCACUCGGGCAGAGAAAAUUGGUUUGAUCAAUCUCCCUACCUUUAAUACUAUUUCUUUUGAACUAUCUGGACCCCCUGUUAAGAACUGUGCUAUAAAUUAUUGUAAACACACACACAAGAACAUUGACUUUGCAUACAAUUACAAAGUUAUAUGGACGGCAGAGAAAAAAGGGAACCCUAAAAAAGCCCAUCUCAGAAGGAAUUAUGGAGCCAGUGGUAAAUUAUAUCGCUCUAUCUUUAAAAUUUACAUGGUUACACAUAUUGUAAUUAAAUAUACUUCCAUCAUGUUUAUCCUCAACCUCGUUCCCAGCGCCUGUUGUCUCUUUUCUAUAGUCGGGACAGCAAGACGAACAUUAUCGCCGUCCCAAUGUCAGAAAAGAUACAAGUUGUCCUUGGGACGAGGUUGGUUCAUUCUAUCUUAUACUUUACACAGAUCUUGA